CUGAAUGAACGGGUCGGGAAAAGGGGAAGGAUGCGGAUUACGGUAGCUCGUCGGCCAGCCUGCCUGCCUACCGACGACGGUUUUCGGUCGUUUGACAUGAGGAUGCGCGGAGAAAACGACACAGGCCUGUUGGUUUGUUGAUACAGCCAGUAAUUUAACCGGUGACACCGAGCCUUGCCUGGGGUGAUUGUGAGGUGAUUUGAUUUCCAGUGUGUGCUAUUUUGCAUUCACGUGUUGAGUAAUCGUGUUUGACAUUCCCUUUUCAUUAAGAAAAGCGGAGAAAACACAGCCCAUCUUCAUAUUUGUGGUGCAACUGCCAUCAUGGUUUUAGCCGUCGUUUUAGCAUCACCUGAUCCCUUCUCCUGUGCCGCUGCGGACUGGACGUCAGACUAACGGAGCGUCGUAAAGUCAAAACCAAAACACACCAAAAAAUUACAGCUUUGCCGCGUUUCAACAUGGAGGUGUGGACGUUUCAGCCUCGCUGGUUGCCAUGUCUGUUUUUCCUUUGGACGGCGCUGUGUCUGCUCAGCAGCUGUCAAUCCGCUCCCGACGCCUCGGGCCUGCCUCGAGCCAUUCGCGUGCCACUGCGGCAAGGCGCUCGCGCUGAAAAGCCACCGCCGCUGCCCCCUGCCGCCGAGCGCGGCAACGCGGCGAAGCGCACCGCGCGCAGGCGGAGAGGAGCGGCAGCGGCAGCCGGAGGUAUCAGCUUUGUGGACAUGAUUGAUAACCUGCGUGGGAAGUCUGGACAGGGAUACUACGUAGAGAUGGCCGUGGGCUCCCCUCCCCAGAAGUUGAACAUCCUGGUGGAUACCGGGAGCAGUAACUUUGCUGUCGGGGCAGCUGCUCAUCCCUUCCUGCGCAGAUACUACCAUCGUUCACUCUCCAGCUCGUACCGUGACCAGGGCAGGAGUGUGUAUGUUCCAUACACUCAGGGUCGCUGGGAGGGCGAGCUGGGCACUGACUUGGUCUCUGUACCACAUGGCCCCAACGCCACACUGCGGGCCAAUAUCGCUGCAAUCACCCAGUCAGAUCGCUUCUUCAUCAAUGGAUCCAACUGGGAGGGAAUCCUAGGACUGGCCUAUGCUGAUAUAGCCCGGCCUGACGAGACAUUGGAGCCUUUCUUUGACUCUCUGGUUCGGCAGACUCCUGUCCGCAACCUCUUCUCUCUCCAGUUGUGUGGAGCCGGCUUCACCCAAAACUACUCCCUGGGCAGCGCCACUGUUGGCGGCAGCAUGAUCAUCGGAGGAGUGGACCUGUCACUGUACAUAGGAGCGCUUUGGUACACUCCCAUCCGAAGGGAGUGGUACUAUGAGGUCAUUAUUGUACGUAUUGAGGUGAAUGGACAGGACCUCAAUAUGGACUGUAAAGAGUACAACUAUGAUAAGAGCAUUGUGGACAGUGGCACCACCAACCUUCGACUGCCUAGAAAAGUUUUCCAGGCUGCAGUAAAGGCUAUUGAAGCAGCUUCUUCGACCGAACAGUUUCCCUCUGGCUUCUGGCUGGGGGAGCAGCUGGUAUGUUGGCAGGCUGGCACUACACCCUGGCACAUCUUCCCAGUCAUCUCCCUCUACCUGAUGAGUGAAAACCACAACCAGUCCUUCAGAAUCUCCAUUCUACCGCAGCAAUAUUUGCGGCCGGUGGAGGAUGUGGCCUCCGCCCAGGAGGACUGCUACAAGUUUGCAGUGUCCCAGUCUAGCACUGGUACAGUGAUGGGGGCCGUCAUCAUGGAAGGCUUUUAUGUGGUCUUCGACCGAGAAAAGAAACGCAUAGGCUUUGCUGUCAGCACCUGCCACGUGCACGAUGAGUUUCGCACAGCCUCUGUGGAAGGCCCGUUCCACGGCGUCGACCUGGAGGACUGUGGCUACAACAUCCCUCAGACAGAUGAGUCCACUCUCAUGACCAUCGCCUACAUCAUGGCGGGAAUCUGCGCUCUCUUCAUGCUGCCGCUGUGUCUCAUGGUGUGCCAGUGGCGCUUCGCCCGCUGCCUCCACCCACACGGGGACUUUGCUGAUGACAUAUCGCUUCUGAAGUGAAGGGGGAGAAGAAGAAGACAAGAGGAGUCGUAGAAACCUACACUUGAAACACAGAGCAGGGAUGGAUUGUGGUAAAAGGGAUGUGCAUCUUUACAUAAUGCUGGUGCUGUUGAAAGAGAGCUUUGAAAAGGAUUUUCAGGAAAUUAUUAUGUGAACAGAGCAUUUGAGGAGAACUAGAGCCAUUACUAACAUGAAGGACAAACAAGAGGAAGUUGUUGUCGUCAGAGUCAGCGUUGUCUCUUAAAGCUAUCUAUGCAGAUCAGCAUGGUGAGAGGUGGGAAAAUGCUAAACUAAAAACAAAUCAGCUCUUUGUUAUAAAUAGUGUAUAAAUAGAACAAAGAGAUGGAUUGGAUUUGGAAAGAUCUGUUUCCUGCACAGCUCUAUGCAGAGUGAUUUGGGAUUUUGGGAAAAAAUAAAGAGAAAACAGAUAAUUUACAAACAUGGCCAAAUUUAGAUACUCACAACCUGGAUGUGAAAACAAGACCGUAGUUUCCUAUGGUAUGAUGAUUUGAACAUAUGAGCGUGUGGUUACAUGUGUGUGUUCCUAGAUUUACUGUUUGUGGCUUUUGAGUGAAUGAAACAAGGUUGAUAUGUGUGAGCAUGCCUGUAUGUGUGCACAGCUGUAUUGUAAGUGAAGAGUAUACAGAAAGAUUUAAUGAAAAUGAAAAUUAUACUACUGAGUAUGAAUAGCAACUAUGAAAUCACACUAUUUUGCAAAUGCCAGCAAAGAAUUCUGCAACGCAAGUUUAAGUAAGCAUAAAAAGGUUCCUUUGAUGAAUAAUCAGAUUGUAACAGCAUUUAUUGCAUAAAAUCAGUUUUGCUAAGUGUGAAACUGAGGUGACUGAUCACAGUCAGUAUCAGAUGUCACUUUUUCCUUCCUAUAUUGAUAGCUUAAAUGUAUCUAUUGUAAAUAAAAUGUGUGUAUUCCAGAUCUUCUAUUUACGCACACACAGAAUACACAUUGCUUAUCCCACUGCUGCAGCAUCUGAUGAUUUUCACAUGUAACAACACAUUACAUGUUAACAAACCAAGACUUAAUAGGGCUUCUUUCACAGACACAGAAACAGCCUAACUCACCACAUCUUUCAAUGGGGACCAUAUAUGCUUGGACACGGAAACCAGCCCAAAGUAUGUUCUACACUAAAGAACAGUAUGUAUGUCUACGAGGGACUGUUCGUAUUGUCUCUCAGCAAGCUGUAAAUAGAUCAACUCAGAACUGUAUAUUUAUCUGUCAGGCGCUGGCAGCACUGUGGAAUCAAUAAAGUACUUAUUGUAACUGUAA
Molecule: messenger RNA, 3315 nt
Organism: Centropristis striata (black sea bass)
Lineage: Eukaryota; Metazoa; Chordata; Actinopteri; Perciformes; Serranidae
Gene: bace1
Product: beta-secretase 1
Exons: 9
Coding region: 456-2033 (525 amino acids)
Biological process (GO): membrane protein ectodomain proteolysis; amyloid-beta metabolic process
Cellular component (GO): trans-Golgi network; membrane; endosome
Molecular function (GO): aspartic-type endopeptidase activity
Source: RefSeq, a predicted model, not a curated record